This is a messenger RNA of Tachysurus fulvidraco (yellow catfish), 1671 nucleotides long. It is a transcript of the gene asb13a.2, whose product is annotated as ankyrin repeat and SOCS box containing 13a, tandem duplicate 2. NCBI's taxonomy places the organism in Eukaryota, Metazoa, Chordata, Actinopteri, Siluriformes, Bagridae. The coding region runs from base 127 to 987 and encodes 286 amino acids. Gene Ontology annotation, molecular function: protein binding. Gene Ontology annotation, biological process: protein ubiquitination; positive regulation of protein catabolic process. The record is from RefSeq and is a predicted model, not a curated record. The transcript is spliced from 6 exons.
UCACACCGCGUUUGUAAACACGGCUCUUGUGUUUAUGCGGCUCCUAACACACACAAGGAAUUUGGUUCCAGCUGUUUGUGACUCACUCUGAACAGACACGAAUAACACUAUACUAAUGACUUGUACAUGUGUUUAACGCUAGUGAUGGAGGUGGAAGCAGCAAGACCAUAUUUUUUUGGUGAUAUCGGCUUCUGGUCAGAAAGGACAGAGGUCCACAAGGCUGCGUAUCAAGGCCAGGUGUCCCAUCUGCAGAGUCUGAUCCAGAGUGGGGCUUCAGUGAAUAUCGUGGCUGUCGACUCCAUCACUCCUCUCCAUGAGGCAGCUAUUCGUGGACAGGUGCAGUGUGUGAGGCUGCUGCUGGACGCUGGCGCACAGGUAGAUGCGAGGAACGUGGACGGCAGCACUCCUCUGUGUGAGGCCUGUUCUGCUGGGAGCUCUGAAUGCGUGCAGCUUCUCCUCGAGUACGGGGCAGAUGUUAACACCGCCCUUACCUCUCGCACCACCUCCCCACUACACGAGGCAUGCAUAGGAGGAAACGCAGAAUGCGUAAAGCUCGUAAUAGCAAACGGUGCGAGUCUGGAAACCUAUGAUCUGUACAACGGCACUCCUCUUCAUGUAGCCUGCGCUAACCAGCACCUGGAGUGUGUCAAGGUGCUACUUAAUGCAGGAGCAAAUGUAAACGCAGUACGCCUUCAUGAGACGGCGCUUCACCAUGCAGCCAAGGCCAACAACGCAGAAAUAAUCAAGCUUCUAGUGGAGUUCGGGGCAAACAUCUACGCCAAAGACAAAUAUGAGAGGAAACCUGUGGACUACACCAGGCAUGAUACACCAGCUGCUCUCUGUCUACUGCUUUACGAGAGUUGUCCUCUGACUCUACAGCAGCUGAGUCGUAUCACACUGAGGCGUGUCCUGGGCACUAGAGCGCUUCAGGCUGUCACCAAACUAAACCUUCCUAAUUUCAUCAUCUGCUACCUUUCAUACCUGUGAGAUCUACACAUACACACACUCAGGGCUGAUGCGACUCAACAAGGUUCUAUUUCUUACCUGAGCACCUUUCCUUAUACUUAUUAUCUGAAUCUUAUUUGUAAAAAGGUUCUUGAAGCACUUGAACACUCAAGGCUUAUAGCACAUCUUAGUCUUGGAAUGAACAGUCCAACGGCACAAUUAACACAUUAAAGCACAGCACUUAAGACAUCCUCAAAGAUGUUUAGUAAUGAAAGCCAGAGGACUGAGAAAUAUGUUAUUGUUCCAGCUGCCUGCACUCAGGAACUUUCUCUGAAUGUGAUCCGUGACACUCAGAAGUGGCAGUACAUUAGUUCCCUUGACUACAGCCGAGUACCUCGAACAACACUCGACCAGUCUGAAGCGGAUUCUGGUGGCUUUGUGUGAAACAGUUUCCAAACGGGAGUCCACACUCCUGACAACUUGCUGUGUUCAGCACGUCCAUGAUGCGCUCAGAGUGAGAGAUUGCAGGCCCACUCAGUGCCGCAGCCCUAUUUUAGCAAUUUCCACAUUCUUUCCAUAUCACAAUUUAGCAUUCUGGUAUAUUGUAGUCUUUCUCUUAGCAUUACUACAAUAACACUGGGGUCACAAAAUAGCAACUAACCUGCUGAGAAAAAUCCUGAGAAAAAACAGGAACUUUGGAUCAGGAAGUUUUUAGGUUUCAUUUUA